AGGAGCAAAGCACGACCCAAUACAAUAUGCGAUAAGUAACAGGGAAAGCGGAAGCACCGACUUGCCCGCGAUGCCUCCACCGAGCAGUCCAACCAUUAGGAGUCCGCGACGAGCAGCCAGUCCGAUAGAAUCAGCACCGCCGCCGCCGCCGCCGCCCGAUCCACGUCCGCUCACUCCAUUGUCCUACCUCAGCUCACCCGUACCCGAUCUCGCCUCUACACUCCAUACCGUGAGUGACGAUGUGGAUGAAGCCAACGUGAGCUUUUUGCGAGAUUCACUGGAAUCCUUGGACCGGGCAGAAGUGAACAGGAAUAGUAGCCGCCAAGAUAGACAGAAUCAAUCACAUGUGGACACGAGGAGAGACCCACGUUUGAAUCGAGCGAGCGAGCGUAGUGGGACCCAGACUCCCGCCGAGACGCUGGACGACUCUUCGCGGCGGGAAAGGCUGCAGAGAGUGCUUGCCCGACUGAACCGCAUUCACGAUCCCGCUGCUUCGUCAGCAUCAGCAUACAGCAACCGCACACCAUCCCCGAAUCGCCAGUCCUUGUACGACUGGGCUCCGUCACAUGACGAGACAGCACGAGAGGACGAGAGUGAGCUCGAUCAGAUUCUCACGGAGCUACGCCGGCAGCAACCUGAUACGCACCCGGAUAUUCUACGCGUGCUCAGCCAGAGUCAGCUGGAUGCGGCACGCCAGCGCGAUAGAGACUCGCACGUGCCCUCUACCACUGACUUGACCGAUGCCGCUGAAAGAAGAGACCGGCUUAGGGAGCGGAGACGGCGGGAGAGCGAGUGGGUGAGCCUGAGAAGUAGGGCUGUGUUGCAGCGUGCGAGGCAGGAAAGCUCGCCGUCAGCCACGGAGCGCAUGCUGAGGUACGUCAUGGAGAGAGAGCGAAGCGGUAUGAGUGAAGAGGAAGAACGCGCACGGGGGACAGGCUGGGUCAGUCCAAAUGCCAAUGGUAGUGGAAGUGGCAGUGGUAAUCGAUCUGGCGAGCAACACAGAGCAAGCACUCCAGCAAGCAGAGAGUCAUGGCCUUUGCCUCCAUCCGCGAACGAGCUGCGUACCAGGACUAUGCAGGAGCGAGCGGAAGCCAUGCAGAGACGAUAUAUGACCGAAAAUCCGCCUCCUCCACGACUUCCGCGAAUAUCGACUCCUCCAGUGCCCUCGAGCUCCACGCCCUCGAAUUCAAGCCCGCAAUUUCUUGAGAAUGCUUUGAAGUAUCUCAAUCAAUUGCGGAAUUGUUAUACCUACGAGUCGGCUCUUUCAGCGGCAAUUGAUCAUGGAUUGGCUACAAAGGAGUUCUUCGCCGACAAGCACGACGACUUCGUGAUGGAUCUUACGGAACUCAACCCUGUCGCGGGCUCGUCCUGGCUACAACCAGGCACAGUGUUUGAAGGACACCAACACGCUACGAAUGGCAACACUGGCUUGCUACAAUCCAGAUCAAGUUCCGCUUCUCAUUCCAUCGAGCAGAUCAACCCCAAUUACCGCAAUCAGGGCGGAGCCACUACGACAGGAUUCGACCACCCACCAGGCUCAACGCGAGUAACACCCUUCGACGCCACCCGGCCGUGGCUCUCCCAUCAACUCGUCCCCCCAAAUCCAAGCACUCUCUCGCCCAAACCCCCAGAUCCCUCUCACGACCGCUGGCCAGUACGAGUCAUCAUCCACUCCAUCGACGAAGAAAGAAUGUCCCUCCAAGGCACAAUGGAAGCCUACGACGUCCCCCAACACCCCGCCGGCAUCUCCAUCCUCAACACCUCCUCCGACCGACCCAAAGCCGGCAAAAAACACGCCCCCAUCACCACUUAUCUCGAAGGCCACAUCAUCGACCUCCAAACCCACUCUUUCCUCACCCCCAGCGCCGCAGAUACCAAACGCCACGGUCCCCACCCCACAUCUCCCGAAAACUCUACCCCUUACACCACCC
Messenger RNA from Pseudocercospora fijiensis CIRAD86, 1931 nucleotides. RefSeq lists its product as uncharacterized. The annotation marks the transcript as partial. Gene Ontology annotation, cellular component: GID complex; extrinsic component of membrane. Gene Ontology annotation, biological process: negative regulation of gluconeogenesis; protein targeting to vacuole; protein catabolic process in the vacuole. The transcript is spliced from 2 exons. Lineage: Eukaryota; Fungi; Ascomycota; Dothideomycetes; Mycosphaerellales; Mycosphaerellaceae. The record is from RefSeq and is a predicted model, not a curated record.